Messenger RNA from Sander lucioperca (pikeperch), 2323 nucleotides. RefSeq names its product musashi RNA binding protein 1b (gene msi1b). The transcript is spliced from 15 exons. The record is from RefSeq and is a predicted model, not a curated record. Gene Ontology annotation, molecular function: RNA binding. The coding region runs from base 239 to 1288 and encodes 349 amino acids. Lineage: Eukaryota; Metazoa; Chordata; Actinopteri; Perciformes; Percidae. Gene Ontology annotation, cellular component: cytoplasm.
UGACGCCGGAGCCGCGUGCCCCGCUGGUGGGAUGAGAGAGAGACCGCAGCGGGACUGACUGACUGGAGGAGGAGGAGGUGGAGUCUGUCCCAGCCUGCAUCUGGCCCGCUCCCCUCUCUGUCACCACGGGCCAAACCCGCCCAGCUCCUCUCACUCACUCUCCGCCUGUUCUCCCGCACGGCUCGGCUCGGCUCGGACACACGCAGCACUCACUCACAACACACAGCGAGGACACGGAAUGGAGACGGAAGGGAGCCAGAGCAGCCUGUCCACCACGGACUCCCCUCACGAUCCCUGCAAAAUGUUCAUAGGUGGACUCAGCUGGCAAACAACACAAGAGGGCUUGAAGGAGUACUUCUGCAAGUACGGCGAGGUGAAGGAGUGUAUGGUGAUGCGAGAUCCGGUUACUAAGCGCUCGAGAGGAUUUGGAUUCGUCACCUUUGUUGAUCAGGCCGGCGUGGAUAAAGUUUUGGCCCAAACCAGACACGAAUUGGACUCAAAAACAAUCGACCCAAAGGUUGCAUUCCCUCGCAGAGCUCAGCCCAAGUUAGUGACACGAACCAAGAAGAUCUUUGUGGGAGGCCUGUCAGUGAACACAACCAUCGAAGACGUGAAACAGUACUUCGACCAGUUUGGGAAGGUCGACGAUGCCAUGCUCAUGUUUGACAAGACCACCAACAGACACAGAGGGUUUGGCUUUGUGACGUUUGAGAACGAGGACGUGGUGGAGAAAGUCUGCGAGAUCCACUUCCACGAGAUCAACAACAAAAUGGUGGAGUGUAAGAAAGCUCAGCCCAAGGAGGUGAUGUCCCCCACAGGCUCAGCCAGGGGGCGCUCUCGCGUGAUGCCCUAUGGGAUGGACGCCUUCAUGCUGGGCAUUGGUAUGCUAGGUUACCCAGGCUUCCAGACAGCCACCUACACCAGUCGGAGCUAUGCUGGCAUCACUCCUGGAUAUACCUACCAGUUCCCUGAGUUCCACUUAGAGAGGACUCCCCUUCUGACUUCACCCCACCCCCCUGAGCUCACAGCCAUUCCUCUGACAGCAUAUGGACCAAUGGCAGCAGCAGCAGCGGCAGCAGCAGUAGUUAGAGGCUCCAACCAGUCUCGCACAGCUGGGUUCUUGGGUACGAGCAGCCCGGGCCCGAUGGCGGACCUUUAUGGGACAGCCGCUCAGGAGUCGGCUGUCAGCAGUUACCUCAGCGCUGCAAGCCCCGCCCCAAGCACUGGAUUCAGCCACAGUCUGGGGGGCCCUUUGAUCGCCACGGCCUUCACUAACGGCUAUCACUGAGAGCUGCAGAGCUGUAGACUGCGAGAUGGAAGGAGUUGAAGCUGCUUCGGAGCUGAUCUGGCCUGUCUCUGUCCAGUCCACCUCUCUGGCCGUGGCAACUGAACACCCCCCUCCCCCCCUCCAAACCCCACCCUGGUGUCAGCCUGAACCCAGCCCACCCUACUGACGCCUCCCUUAACUCCACCUCCUGAGUAAAAAAAGAAAAGAAGAAAAGGUUCAUAAAAGGAGCGAAAAAGUUUAUCACUACAUGUAAUAGCAACACAUACAGAUGAUGUUGUAUUUUUUAGUGUUUUUGUUUCUUCUUCUGUCAUUUCAACUUCCUGUUUUUUUUUUUUUUGUGAUGGCUGCAUUGUUUCUUUAUCUGUUUUGGCUGUGUUUUAUUGAUCUCUGAACCUGAUCUCUCUGAGAGAAGAGGAGAAAAAUCUCCAGGUGAAGCUUGUUUGAAAGGUCAGGAGCUGUUACUGGAAAACUGUAUAUGUCACUAGUUCAUACUGAAUUUUAACAAACCAUUUGUGAUUAAUACUAUUUCUUGAAAAUGUGUCACAAAGUGUAUAUCUUGGUAGGUUUUUAACAAAGACUUGUAACACUAAUAAUGGUCUGACGACAAGGGGCAUUAGUCACAGUUACAUAAUAGGCCUACAUGAGCUGUACAAUUUUGUAAAAUAUUGUAAAUAUGACUCUGGUUUCGGGGAGCGGCGGGGCUCAGCUGAUGUUUGUGUGCGGGAGGUGGGAGGCUUUUGGAGAAAUAAUACGAUUGCUUCUUUCAUCAAUCCGUAUGUGUUGGAAAGUUUUGACUGUUACGUAUCAUAUUUUCACAUGGAGGUCGAGAACAUUUCAGUAUGUACAUGCUGUAUUCCUCUCCAGGCAUUUUUAUAAAGGACGUGUCAUUUUGAUUCUGUUACUGCAUUUAAAAAAAACAAAAAACGAGUUGAAACGCUUUGCGUUGCGCAGGACAGAGGCUGAGGCUGGAACACUUUACCUUUUGGGGAUUCAUGGGUGUGAAAAUGCUCCUCUAUCAGGAGAGGAAGAAAAGAA